ACAACCAGAUUCAACACGUGUGUCUGUGCUCUGAGGAAGAGGAGCCUCCAUCCUGCAGCCUCCAAGGGUCUCACCUGGAAAUUGUUGAAAUGGACGUAGAAGAAUUCCGGCGUCUUGGCAAGGAGAUGGUGGACUACGUGGCUGAUUACUGGAAGACCAUCGAGGAGCGGCCCGUCUACCCGGACGUAGAGCCGGGCUACCUCCGGCCGCUCAUCCCCACCGAGGCGCCGCAGGAGCCCGAGACGUUCGAGGACGUGAUGAAAGACGUGGAGAGAGUCAUCAUGCCGGGGAUCACCCACUGGAACAGCCCGUACUUCUACGCCUACUUCCCGACUGGCUGCUCCCACCCCAGCCUGCUGGCGGACAUGCUGUGUGGCGCUCUGAGCUGCAUCGGCUUCAGCUGGGCGGCCAGUCCCGCCUGCACGGAGCUGGAGACGGUGAUGAUGGACUGGCUGGGGAAGAUGAUGCAGCUGCCCGAGUGCUUUUUAGCAUCGUCUGGAGGCCAAGGUGGAGGUGUCCUGCAGGGCACCGCCAGCGAGGCCACGCUCAUGUCCCUGCUGGCCGCGCGCUGCAAGGCGCUGCGGCAGAUCCAGGUCCUGCACCCGGAAUGGAGCGAGCCUGAAAUCUUCUCCAAACUCAUCGCGUACACGUCUGAGCAGGCUCAUUCUUCUGUGGAGCGAGCAGGUCUGAUCGCCUCGGUGACCAUGAGGAUGGUCCCCACAGACAACAGCUAUGCCAUGAGGCUGGACCUGCUGAAGAGGAUGGUGGAGGAGGACAAAGCAGCAGGACUCAUCCCCGUCUAUGUACGAGAGCAGCACAGUCGUCAUCACAGUAAUAGCAUUUGUGUUCAGCCCGAGGCCACAGUGUGUGCGACUCUUGGCACGACACCAUCGUGUGCGUUCGACAACAUCGCGGAACUGGGACCUUAUUGUAAGGAGGCAAACCUCUGGCUGCACGUGGACGCGGCGUACGCCGGCAGCGCCUUCAUCUGUCCUGAAUUCCGACAUCUCUUGAACGGCAUUGAGUUUGCAGAUUCAUUCAACUUCAACCCGCACAAGUGGCUUUUGAUCAACUUCGACUGCUCGGCCUUUUGGGUGAGGAACAAAGUGGACCUGGUGGGCGCCUUCAAGGUGGAGCCGGUCUACCUGAAAUACGAGAAGCAGGACGCAGGUCUGAUCACAGAUUACCGGCACUGGCAGAUUCCACUGGGACGACGCUUUCGCUCCUUAAAAAUGUGGUUCACAUUCCGAAUGCUCGGAGUUGGGAGACUUCAGGAGAAUAUACGGAAGCAAGUGGCUCUGGCACGCGAGUUUGAGGGUCUAGUCCGGGCGGACGACAGGUUUGAGAUCAGUGCGGAGGUCAUCAUGGGCCUCGUCUGCUUCAGACUCAAGGGCUCCAACGAGCAGAACCAGGAGCUGCUGAAGCAGAUCACCAAGUGCAGAGAGAUCCACCUGGUGCCUUGCGAGCUCUCCGGGAAGUUCGUCCUGCGCUUCGCCAUCUGCUCGCGCUACACCGAAUCCCGCCACGUGCAGGUGGCGUGGCGGCACAUCGCCCAACUGGCCACAGGAAUCCUGAAGUAGCAGCCGCACCUGCGAAGCACAAAAGGGAAAGACAGGUUCAGUGAGCAGCAGGCCUUAAUUUGCUGACCGUGCGAUCAUGACAUACAUUUGAAGACAGACAAUUAUUUAGAUUCUGUUUCUUUACGCUUUGCUAUUUUAUCGUGAACGUCUGAGUGAACUGAGACUCUCAUGAGAAUGUACUGCUACUUGUCUGUCUGGGCGAGUUGUUGGGCAACAGCUGUGUUACAUGGUGUCACUGUGCGUUUGUUUUUGUAAAGGUGAUCAAGUGGUCCUCAAGGUACUCGUGAAUAAAUGGCCAGUGUGCUUUACAUACU
This is a messenger RNA of Synchiropus splendidus (mandarinfish), 1894 nucleotides long. It is a transcript of the gene ddc, whose product is annotated as dopa decarboxylase. The record is from RefSeq and is a predicted model, not a curated record. The transcript is spliced from 14 exons. The coding region runs from base 90 to 1580 and encodes 496 amino acids. Lineage: Eukaryota; Metazoa; Chordata; Actinopteri; Syngnathiformes; Callionymidae. Gene Ontology annotation, molecular function: aromatic-L-amino-acid decarboxylase activity; pyridoxal phosphate binding. Gene Ontology annotation, biological process: catecholamine metabolic process; serotonin biosynthetic process; amino acid metabolic process.